Messenger RNA from Aaosphaeria arxii CBS 175.79, 1922 nucleotides. Its product is annotated as DEAD-domain-containing protein. Lineage: Eukaryota; Fungi; Ascomycota; Dothideomycetes; Pleosporales. The transcript has 3 exons. Gene Ontology annotation, cellular component: nucleolus. The coding region runs from base 47 to 1759 and encodes 570 amino acids. Gene Ontology annotation, molecular function: nucleic acid binding; ATP binding; RNA helicase activity. The record is from RefSeq and is a predicted model, not a curated record.
ACUUUUCCAUACACAGAUAUUCGCUCUCGAUAUACCAAUCUUCGCCAUGCCUAAACGCAAGCUCAAUGAGAAGGAUGUUCCUGAGGCCACCGAGCCAUCAUCUCCCCCACCCGAGGUCUCAUUCUCUUCGUUCGGAUUAGAACCACGCCUAUUGCGAGGCAUUCGCGACCAGAAAUGGGGAUCACCAACCACAGUUCAAGCACAGGUCAUACCAGUCGGCAUCGAGGGCCGCGACGUUCUCCUACGAUCCGGGACCGGCACAGGCAAGACCGCUGCAUACUUGCUCCCCAUUCUCCACAAGACGAUCCAGCGCAAGGAGCGCGCAGUUACGUCGCUCAUCCUCGUACCUACGACAGAACUUGCGACGCAAGUCAUGAAGCUUUCGCAGUCCAUAUCGGCCCAUUGCGGUCAGGAAAUCCGGAUAGCAAACAUCACAGGGAAGGGUUCAGAUGUGGUACAACGCGCGAAGCUUGCAGACCAGCCGGACAUCGUAAUUGCUACGCCCGCCAGAGCUGCCGAGAACCUCAACAAUGGCGCACUAAGUCUGCAAAACCUGGAGCACCUGGUUAUCGACGAGGCGGAUCUCGUUAUGGGCUAUGGUUUUGAAAACGACCUCAGGCACCUCAAGAACAGCAUACCGACCUCGACCCAGAUCUUUCUCGCAAGUGCUACAUUGGACACCGAUAUCGACACUCUUACGGGCCUCUUCUGCCAGGAUCCCGUCAUCGUGAAGCUCGACGAUCUAGAGAAAGAGUCGAAUUUGGUGAAGCAAUAUGUGCUGAAGUGUACGGAGCAGGACAAAUUCCUGCUUCUUUACGCGUUCUACAUGUUGAAGUUGAUCAAGGGAAAGAGCAUCAUUUUCUGUGGCGACGUCGAUCGAUCAUACAGGCUGAAGCUGUUCCUCGAACAAUUCGGCAUCAAAAGCUGCGUCCUAAAUGCCGAGUUACCCGUCGCAUCGCGGAUCCACAUCGUCGAGGAAUUCAACAAGAACGUCUACGAGAUCCUGAUUGCAUCGGAUGAGUCCGAGAUUGCGGGCAAGAACGAUGGCGACUCCAAGCCACCCAAGAAGAAGUCGAAGACGGACAAGGACUCCGGCGUGAGUCGUGGCAUCGACUUCAGAAAUGUCGCAUGCGUCUUCAACUUCGACUUCCCCACAACCUACAAGAGCUACUUCCACCGCAUCGGACGGACGGCGCGGGCCGGAAAGAGUGGAACCGCCAUCUCCCUCAUCAUUCCCAAGGACGAGUUCCGCAAGCACAAGUCGACCUCGUUCCCGACCGCAGAGCAUGACGAAGAGGUGCUGAAGCAGGUCGAGAAGCACCAGAAGGAGGGCCAGACAAUUGAGAACUAUUCGUUCGAUAUGACGCGCCUGGAGAGCUUCCGGUACCGAUUCGCCGACGCACUCAGGCACGUCACCAAGAUCGCCGUCCGCGAAGCCCGCCUCAAGGAGCUGAGGAGCGAACUUCUCAAGAGUGAGAAGCUCUCACGAUACUUCGAAGAGAACCCCGAGGCCAAACAGCACAUCCGCCACGGCGAGAACCUCAAUCACCCGGCCAGAAUCCAACCCCACCUCAAGCACGUGCCCGAUUAUCUCCUCCCCGGCGGCAAGCAGCCCGGCGAGAUCCCCUUCGUGGGACUUGAGAAGCCGAAGUUCAAUCGAAGCAGGAUCGUCAAGAGGAAGGGCCGCCCCGUGCGGAUGAAAAAUGGCAAGAUCGAUCCGCUGAAGACGUUCAACAAGAAGGGCAAGGGAAAAAAAUAAAGAGUGACAUUUGAUUAAGCAUUGGACGAUUUAAAAAAGGGGGAGGAUAAAGGAAAAGGAGGGCAAAAAGCAUGAUAUCAUACAUAUUCUAUAGUUAUACCCUAGAAUACGGUGGCAAUAACGGCGCUAUACGUCAAGUAAAGACAAGGAGGGGAUCUAGGAG